UUUGUUUGGGCUGAUGCCCAACAAGGCCGUGCAAAUCUGCUAAAACACCGAACGGACAAAUUUCCUUUCCGUUCUGUCUCUUGUGUCUUGUCUCUUUCCGUGCACCUGACCGUCCAAAAACUCUUUACUUUUUUUCUUUGAAACUAUCGAUUUCUCCAAAAACAAAAUCUCUCUCUGUAAAUAAAAACACUCUCUUUUUACACACACAAAAUUUUAAAAAAAAGAAUUGCAUUUACAAUUUAUACUUAUUUAUUUGAAGAAAACAUGGCUUCUUCUAGUCCUCGCACUGUCGAAGAGAUCUUCAAAGACUAUAGCGCUCGACACUCGGCUCUCGUUCGUGCUCUCACUUACGAUGAAGAUGACUUCUACUCGCAAUGCGAUCCAGAUAAGGAGAAUUUGUGUUUGUAUGGACAUCCAAAUGAGGCAUGGGAGGUAGCUUUACCGGCAGAGGAAGUUCCACCAGAGCUCCCUGAGCCAGCCUUGGGUAUUAAUUUUGCAAGAGAUGGGAUGAAUCGUAAAGAUUGGCUUUCGCUGGUUGCUGUGCAUAGUGAUUGUUGGUUGCUCUCUGUGGCUUUCUAUUUUGGCGCUCGACUUAACCGCAAUGAAAGGAAGCGUUUAUUUAGCAUGAUAAAUGAUGUACCCACUGUCUUUGAAGUUGUAACUGGAAGAAAGCCUGUGAAAGACAAACCCACAGCGGAAAGCGGAAGCAAAUCACGAAACAGCACAAAGAGAUCAAUUGACGGACAGCUAAGAAGCAAUCCUAAGUUAGCUGAUGAAAGUUACGAGGAGGAUGAAGAAGAGCAGGGUGAUACCUUUUGUGGGACCUGUGGGGGAGGAUACAACUCUGAUGAGUUUUGGAUUGGUUGUGACAACUGCGAACAAUGGUACCAUGGAAAGUGUGUAAAGAUAACACCAGCAAAGGCAGAAAUAAUUAAGUUUUACAAAUGUCCUUCAUGCCAAAAAAAGGUGAGGCAGUAGCAACCGAUGGAGGGACUGACCUGAUCAGUUUAAUUCACUGAUGUUGUCGUAAAGCAGCUAUAGCAAACGCAUAAAUCUGUUGGUACCGGAAAAUCCUUCUUUAAAUCGCAAGCCUUCUUUAGGUACAUGUAGUGGCAUACAAAUGGAUGAUGCAUGUGCAUUUGUGUAGAUUAAUACUUUUUAACUUGUUAUCUUGUUCAGCUGCAGUGAAUGCAGUUUUCCAGUUUUCGAAGUUUGGAAUCAUGUGGAUACUUAGUUGCUCUUAAGUCCUAAUGGCUGAUCAGGUACCUAAUGGAUUUAGGUUUUAUGUUCAAGAAAGAUCUAUCCUGUUAAGUUGAUACCUUUUCUUUGCCCUUGCUGAAAUUUCCACUUCCUUUCAAUCAUGUGCUUAUGUUCUUCUGUCUUGGUAUAGAAUAACAUGCUGUUCAUCAAUUUUCCUCUGAUCUCCAAGUUUCUUUUCUUCUUUCAAUCAUGCCGAUUGAGUUGAGUUGAUACAUUGAUAGACUUGAGUUCGGCUCGAUUCGAAAACUCGAGCUUGACUGUAGUUCAAUUGGAUUUUAUUUUUUAUGGUCAAGCUCGGCUUGAUAGACUCAAGUUUAUCACAAA
Molecule: messenger RNA, 1584 nt
Organism: Durio zibethinus
Lineage: Eukaryota; Viridiplantae; Streptophyta; Magnoliopsida; Malvales; Malvaceae
Gene: AL2
Product: alfin-like 2
Biological process (GO): regulation of DNA-templated transcription
Cellular component (GO): nucleus
Molecular function (GO): transcription coregulator activity; histone binding; transcription cis-regulatory region binding
Source: RefSeq, a predicted model, not a curated record